Molecule: messenger RNA, 996 nt
Organism: Protomyces lactucae-debilis
Lineage: Eukaryota; Fungi; Ascomycota; Taphrinomycetes; Taphrinales; Protomycetaceae
Exons: 1
Coding region: 1-996 (331 amino acids)
Biological process (GO): tRNA dihydrouridine synthesis
Cellular component (GO): cytoplasm
Molecular function (GO): flavin adenine dinucleotide binding; tRNA dihydrouridine synthase activity
Source: RefSeq, a predicted model, not a curated record
AUGGUCCGCAUCAGCGAGAUACCUACACGCUUGCUCGCUCUCAAGUACGGCGCAGAUAUUGUCUGGGGCCCUGAAAUUGUAGACAAGGCUCUCAUCACUGAGCCUCCGGCGGAGCGUGUUGUCAACGAGAAGCUCGGCUGCAUCGACUUUGUCAAAAUGCCCAAGAAUCAGGUCAUCUUCAGGACGCAUCCUCUCGAGAAGCAACGCCUCGUCUUUCAGCUCGGGAGUGGAACCCCGGCGCUGGCCGUGCAAGCUGCUAAGCUCGUCGCCAAGGAUGUUGCCGCCAUUGAUCUGAAUUGUGGCUGCCCAAAGCCGUUUUCUACAACAGGCGGUAUGGGUUCUGUGCUCCUUUCUGAUGUGGACCGGCUCUGUGCGAUUCUCGUUGCGCUCGUAACUGAAGUUGGCAAGCCUUUUGGUAUCGGCAUUUCAGCCAAGAUUCGAUUACUCGAUGAUGAAGCAGCAACAGAGGCUAUGGUCAGGCGGAUAUGCAAGACGGGCAUCAUAGGUUUGACCAUUCAUCUACGAACCGUACCCAUGCGCCCGAGAGAACCUGCGUUGCGCGCGAGGCUCGCGCGCCUGGUAGAGGUGUGUAAGGAAGAGAAAGUUGUGCUACUUGCGAAUGGUGAUGUCAAGGAUCGUGAUGAAGCACUGGCUGUCAUGGCAGAGUCCGGUGUGGAUGGCAUCAUGAUUGCUCGAGGGGCUGAACACAACCCGUCUUGCUUCCGCUCAAGCACAGAAGGCGGGCCACUCGAUACAUUUCAACUUGCAAGAGAGCUCUUGAGGACGGCAGAAGAAUAUGACAAUGCGCCAGCCAAUACCAAGUACAUUCUGUUGCGCAUCCUGGCAGACAAGAGCAAGACGGCUGCGUACAGAAAGUGCCAGUCUGCAAAGGGCUAUGCGGAACUCAAGGAGGCAUUGAUGGUAGAGGAAGAGAAGCCAAAACCCACCCGGAGGUUUGCGAGUGAGUCUGCGAGAAAGACGGCUGCUGUAGCGUAG